GAGCUCGGUGGAAGAAAGAAAGAGAGAGAAAGAAAGAAAGAGAGAGAGAGAGAAAACGCGGGUGUUAGAGAAGAGGAACAAGGAAGAGCAUCAUCAUCAUGGUGGCGGGUGAGAUGAUCCAAGAACCAGUGAGGCAUGGAGACACACCUGCUCAGUAUGACAGCGUUGCGGACGGCGAUGUAAAAUUGAGCAUAAGCGAAGCCCCGGAACACGAGACGGAACCUUCAUCCUCUCCUCCGAACGAGAAAGAGGCCAUGCUUCCCGGGGAGAACCAGCCUCCCCAUCCUUCUCCAGCUCUCCAGAUUCGCUUGUCCCGCAGGCGCUUCGUGGUGCUCCUCAUCUUUAGCUUAUACUCGCUGGUCAACGCGUUCCAGUGGAUCCAGUAUAGCAUCAUCACCAACGUGUUCACGCACUUUUACGGCGUCUCCAAUCCCAUGAUCGACUGGCUCUCGAUCGUCUACAUGGCGGCGUACAUCCCGCUCAUCUUCCCCGCCACCUGGCUGCUGGACCGCCGCGGGUUGCGCGUCACCGCGCUCAUCGGCGCCGGCCUCAACUGCGCGGGCGCGUGGGCGAAGUGCGCGAGCGCCGCGCCCGGCCUGUUCUGGGUCACCUUCGCCGCGCAGGUCGUGUGCUCCGUGGCACAGGUGUUCAUCCUCGGCCUGCCCUCACGCAUCGCCUCGGUGUGGUUCGGCCCAAAAGAGGUGUCCACUGCCUGUGCCGCAGCCGUGCUGGGAAACCAGCUGGGUGUAGCCAUUGGGUUUCUGCUCCCACCUGUCUUGGUCCCCAACACACCUGAAGAUAAAGACCUGAUGGGCCACAAUAUAAGUAUAAUGUUCUAUGGGACGGCGGCCAUCUCGACCCUACUCUUCAUUUUAACGGUCAUCUUCAUUCAGGACAGACCCCCUUUACCGCCAAGUCAAGCUCAGGCGGUGUUGCCCACAGGCCUCGCGGAAGAUUAUUCCUAUAAGCGAUCCAUCGUCAAUCUAUUCAAGAGCAAGCCCUUCCUCCUGCUCCUGCUGAGUUACGGAAUCAUGACGGGAUCGUUUUAUUCGGUGUCCACUCUCCUUAACCAGAUGAUCAUCACUUACUAUGAGGGAGAGGAGUUAAACGCGGGCAGGAUCGGCCUCACCCUGGUUGUAGCCGGAAUGGUCGGCUCCAUCCUGUGCGGUCUGUGGCUGGAUUAUACCAAAACCUACAAGAUGACCACACUGAUUGUGUACAUCCUGUCCUUUAUCGGCAUGCUGGUCUUCACCUUCACGCUGAACCUGGGCCAUCUGCUAAUCAUCUUCUUUACUGGAGGAGCCCUGGGGUUUUUUAUGACCGGAUAUCUUCCCAUCGGGUUCGAAUUCGCUGUGGAAAUCACCUACCCAGAGUCUGAAGGCACUUCCUCAGGUCUUCUGAACGCGUUUGCGCAGUUGUUUGGAAUCAUUUUCACGUUGAUUCAAGGGAAACUCACCACCGAUUACAACCCGUUGAUCGGAAACAUCUUCCUGUGUGCAUGGAUCUUCGUCGGGAUCAUUUUAACAGCGUUGAUCAAAUCGGAGCUGAAGAGGCACAAUGUCAACAUGGGCACCAGCAAAUGCCAGGCGGUUCCUACAGAAUGUCCGUCGGAGAAGGAGGCGUCCAACGGCGUAAAGCUGGACCUCUCACGUGAGACCACGCUGUAAAGACCACCCAAGACCUGAGACUGUGCUGCAAUAUUCCACCUCUAAAAACAAUCAACAUCUUCACCACCUCCAUCAUCGUCAACUUCGAUGUGGUCUCGAUCCACGCUGAGCUUACGUGAUCUCGCCGUACUGUUGUUGAAGCGUCUUAUAAAGCGUCAUAAGACGUGACGAUAGUUAAUUAACUGUAUAAUGUCUGUUUCAGUGUUUAUACUGGGUUUUAAUCCAGAACUGGGCGUGGCUAAUUCCAGAAAAAAUAUUUAAUUUAUUUAUGUAUAUAUUUUCUAUUUUUUGGACCAGUCAAAAAAAAAAAAAAGCAUGAACAGCCAUUUUUUUUUAUUCAUAAAUUAUAAUUUUUCUUUUUUUUUUUUCUUUUUUUUUUUUUUAUAUAAUUUUUAUUUAUUUAUUUAUUUAAAGGAUUUUUUUUUUCCAGGGAUAAAAAUCUAAUUGUGAAUUUAGUUCUGUGGAAAUUUCUGGAGAUUUCUUUUGAAGCCGUUCUUUUGAAGUUUUCUUUGAUGCCACAUUCUGAGAUGAUGUUCCACUAGAUUUUGUGAAGAUUUCUGAGCUUUCAUUCAGCCUUUGUAUUAAAUAUGGAAUCACAUUUGAAAAAGAAAUGAUGGACAUUUAUUUUUCAAGUGUGAUUCCAUAUUUAAUACAAAUCAAGUUAAUGAAAAGGGAAAAAAAAGAAUGGCAAGUUAAUAUUUUAAUGCACAAGUUCUGCACCUUUAAUCAGGUAUUUUAGUGUGUCUGAUUGGGUAAUUGACCAGUUGGUUCGUUAGUUGAUUGGUUGAUCGGUUAGUUGUAGUUAAUUGCACUUGCUAAUUCCGUGUUAUCGCACUUCACCAACACUUUAUAAUGUUUACUUCUCUUUUCUCUGUCCUGAUGCGUUCUCUCUCUUCUUUUUUAUGAUGUCUUUAGUUAAUUUUUCCUUCUUUGUUCUGUAUUAAUCUCCAUGCAUCUGUAGGCUAAACUCGCACCAUUAAGCACAAAUUAAGCUCCACCCACAACGUUGCACAAAACAUCAGCACCUUUGUGUUCACGACGAGCACACGAGCGCACUGAGGAAUGAAAAAAUCAUUUUGCACAAAAUUUUAAAAAAGCCCUCAAUUUCUUUUAUUUAUUUUUAUUUAUAUAUAUAUAUAUAUAUAUAUAUAUAUAUAUAUAUAUAUAUAUAUAUAUAUAUAUAAAAUUGGGCACAAGCCCUUAUUCAAACCCAAAAGAGGUUCUGGGAUUCAAAAUCCAACGUUUUAUCCAUCGAGCUGCCACUUCAAAACCCUUGGGCGAAAUUUCAUAUUUGAAUCAUUUCCGGAACGUUUUUCACGAAGAUGGAAAACAACGUCGGCUUUGGGCUAAUUUUCUAGAUAUAUUUCCUGAAAAAUCUGUGUUAAAAAAAAGAAAUGUGUCAGGGUUUUUUUUUUUUUUUAUAUAUAUAUAUUUAUAUUUUUGGAGAUUCUUUUACCUCAGAAGUGUUUACCAUUUUAAAAAAAAAAGGACUUUCUCCUGUUUCCUGUGAGCUCUACGGUCAGGAUCGUCAGAACGUCUUAUCGCUUGUUGUUCAAUAGAUUUCCUUCGUUAAUGGAGCUGUUUGGACCGAAAGCCUUCUGCACACGAAAUCUGUCGGAAGCAGUAACGAGGACUCGAACUAUCCGACCUCUGAGAGGUUUUUCUAUCAUCGAUGUUUACUUUUGCUCGUAGUGACUGGAAUGUGCUUUAAAAAGGGAUUUGAGGGGGCAUUUGAGGGUGUUUGUGUGGGUUGGGGGUCGUCAUAAAUAAAUGUUCUAACUGCUUUUCUUUUCACUGUAGUUUCAUUCUGUAUUCUUUUAUAAUUAAAGAAAAGGAUCAUAUUA
Molecule: messenger RNA, 3511 nt
Organism: Silurus meridionalis
Lineage: Eukaryota; Metazoa; Chordata; Actinopteri; Siluriformes; Siluridae
Gene: flvcr1
Product: FLVCR heme transporter 1
Exons: 10
Coding region: 99-1667 (522 amino acids)
Biological process (GO): heme export; transmembrane transport; erythrocyte differentiation
Cellular component (GO): mitochondrion; membrane
Molecular function (GO): heme transmembrane transporter activity; heme binding
Source: RefSeq, a predicted model, not a curated record